Spea bombifrons (plains spadefoot toad) is the source of this 839-nucleotide messenger RNA. RefSeq names its product glycoprotein Ib platelet subunit beta (gene GP1BB). The coding region runs from base 1 to 747 and encodes 248 amino acids. Lineage: Eukaryota; Metazoa; Chordata; Amphibia; Anura; Pelobatidae. The transcript is spliced from 2 exons. The record is from RefSeq and is a predicted model, not a curated record.
AUGCGCUGUCGUCUUAUCUAUUUUGGACACCCUGCUGUUGUCAUUAAGCUUAGGUUUGGCAGUGUCAUCACCAACGCAGUGAGUCUCUCUGGCUACAGGGAAAUCUGCAUUGAACGUGAUCUGAAGAUGAGGAACUGGACCUGGAUAAUGCCCAUGCUGCUCCUCCUGCCCACUGUGGCUCCCUAUUGCCCCUCUUUGUGUAGCUGUGGCUCUGGCAUUGUGGAUUGUUCUGAUAGAGGCCUCAGCAACAAGGUUCUGCCAGCAUCCUUCCCUACGUCCACUCGGGUGAUCCGUCUUAACCAGAACAAUUUAGACUCCAUACCCAAUGGUCUUCUUGACCGUCUUCCUGAGUUGCGAGAAGUAUACCUACAACAAAACCCAUGGCACUGUGACUGUAACAUUUUAUACCUCCGCAGCUGGCUUCAAGGGCAGCAGAAUAAGGCCAUGUAUCGUGAUGUCAUCUGCACAUCCCCAGAGCCGCUGAAGGGUAGAGUCAUCAUGUUCUUGACAGAGGAUGAACUUAUGACCACCUGUCAAUAUUGGUACUGUAAUUUGGCACUGAUUAGCCAGCUUUGCCUAUUCAUCUUUAUUGCUGUACAGGGAAUCCUGCUAAUUUUUGUUAUUCUCUCCCUCCGUCGAUUCCAGAGGAUUGCUAGGGAGGCUCGGCGCACAGCCAAAGAACUGCAGCAGAACUCAGAAUCAUAUGCCUAUGACAACAUUCCUCUGUAUAACUAUGACAGAACAUGAGACUGCACACAAAAAUACAACUCACCAAGCAAUAGUUGUUAAAAUAUAUGGAAAAUACCUAACUUAUUCAAUAAAAUCUUUCCUAUUGACAA